GAAGUGGAUGUUUGUUGCUUUAAUCUCUUCUUUCUCCAAUGGGAAGUUGUUUCAAAAUGGAGUGGAUUUGAUCUUGACACAAUCCGUGUGAAUUUAAACCUAAGUAGACGUGAGUGUCUGCUAGAGGAAUUUUAAGUGAAGUUUGCGAUAAACAGAGCUGCACUCCAUGAGAACUUUGCCGGGAGUUUAUCUGCACUGAUACCAGAUUCAAGAGGACUUGUUUCCAGUGCCGCAGAGAUAUCUUGUUGUCGUGGUCUUCAGAGGUGGAACUAGCACCAUGGCUGGGGUCAUUAGGAAGGGAUCUGGGAGACCCUCAUACUACUACAGAUUCCUGGGCAAGUCCAGACUGCAGCGUCAGCGAAGCCGAUCCCGCAGCCGCACCAGACCGUCCGCCUGCAGGGAGUCUCCUCCAGAGAGGACAGGACGCCGACGCAGCAUGCCAGGCAGCUCCUCAGACAAGACCACACCCGCCAUGGAGGCUUCGUCCACUGCUGCUACACCUUUCAGAGUCACCGUGAGUACUGGCUUUCUGAGUCGACGUCUGAAGGGCUCGAUAAAACGCACCAAGAGUCAACCCAAACUUGACCGCAACUCCAGCUUCAGACACAUCCUUCCUGGCUUCAGGAGCGUGGACAAUGACAGAUCUCAUCUGAUGCCAAGGCUGAAGGAGUCUCGCUCCCAUGAGUCAUUGCUCAGCCCCAGUAGUGCUGUGGAAGCCCUGGACCUAAGUAUGGAGGACGAGGUUAUCAUCAAGCCUGUUCACAGCAGCAUCCUCGGGCAGGACUACUGCUUUGAGGUCACCACCUCCACAGGAAGCAAAUGCUUUUCCUGCCGAUCAUCAGCCGAGAGAGACAAAUGGAUGGAGAAUCUGAGGAGAGCAGUGCAGCCCAACAAGGACAACAGUCGUCGGGUGGAGAACAUGCUGAGGCUGUGGAUCAUCGAGGCCAAGGACCUGCCAGCCAAAAAGAAAUACUUCUGUGAGCUUUGUCUGGAUGACUCGCUCUACGCUCGCACCACCUGUAAGCUUAAGACUGACAAUGUCUUUUGGGGGGAGCACUUUGAGUUCAACAACCUGCCUGCUAUCAAGAGCAUCACAGCACACCUCUACAAAGACACAGACAAGAAGAAAAAGAAAGAUAAAAACAAUUACAUUGGACUCGUCAACAUCCCUGUCGCAGCCGUUACCGGGCGACAGUUUGUGGAGAAGUGGUAUCCAGUCAGCACGCCCAACCCCCCGAAGGGCAAGACAUCUGGGCCCAUGAUUAGGAUCAAGGCACGCUAUCAGAGUAUGAACAUCCUUCCCAUGGAGAUGUACAAGGAGUUUGCAGAGUACACCACCAAUAACUACAUGCUGCUAUGCUCGGUGCUCGAGCCCGGGAUUAGCGUCAAGAACAAGGAGGAGAUGGCGUGUGCACUCGUCCACAUUCUACAGAGCACCGGCAAGGCCAAGGACUUCCUCACGGACUUGAUGAUGUCAGAGGUGGACCGCUGUGGGGAGAACGAGCACCUCAUCUUCAGAGAGAACACACUCGCCACAAAGGCCAUAGAGGAAUACCUCAAACUUGUGGGACAGAAGUAUCUGCAGGACGCCCUCGGCGAGUUCAUCAAGGCUCUGUAUGAGUCAGAUGAGAACUGUGAGGUGGAUCCGUCCAAGUGUUCGUCAGGUGACCUGCCAGAACACCAGAGUAACCUGAAGAUGUGCUGCGAGCUGGCCUUCUGCAAAAUCAUCAACUCAUACUGUGUCUUUCCGCGAGAACUGAAGGAGGUCUUUGCGUCAUGGCGGCAGGAAUGCAGCAACCGGGGCCGACCUGACAUCAGCGAGCGUUUGAUCAGCGCAUCUUUGUUCCUGCGAUUUCUCUGUCCAGCCAUCAUGUCCCCGUCACUUUUCAAUUUGAUGCAGGAGUAUCCCGAUGACCGCACGGCACGUACGCUCACACUCAUCGCUAAAGUCACCCAAAACCUGGCCAACUUCACCAAAUUUGGUAACAAGGAAGAGUACAUGUCUUUCAUGAACCAGUUCCUGGAGCACGAGUGGACCAAUAUGCAGCGCUUCUUGCUCGAAAUCUCAAAUCCAGAGACAAUCUCCAACACAGCAGGCUUUGAGGGGUAUAUCGACCUCGGCAGGGAACUCUCCACACUGCACUCCCUCCUCUCUGAGGUGGUGUCCCAGAUGGAUCAGAGUGCAGCCUCUAAGCUGGGUCCUCUGCCCAGGAUCCUGCGGGAGGUGAACACAGCUCUGUCAAAUCCAUCAAGUGUCCAGAUGACACCCGGACCGGCCUCGGAGCAUAUGGGCUCCCCUCCCGCCGAGGCAAGCUGCAGCAUCUCCACUGGUCUGCAGAAGAUGGUCAUAGACAAUGACCUUUCAGGAUUGGUUGACUUCACCAGGUUACCCUCCCCCACCCCAGAAAACAAGGACCUAUUCUUUGUGACUAGGAGCUCAGGGAUCCAGCCUUCCCCAGCACGCAGCUCAAGCUACUCCGAGACCAAUGAGCCAGACCUGGGCAUGGCCAAUGGCAGCAAGAGUCUGUCCAUGGUGGACCUCCAGGACCCACGCAGUCUGGAAGGUGUUCCGGGUCCCAGUACCUCAGACGCCUUGGGUGAAUGCCCAGCCUCUGGUGGUGGCUGGUCAGCCAGAGUCCCACAAGGCAACAUUCUCGGAGGUCCCACUCUGAGGAGGCCGGGCCAGCCCCCCACCACCCCCGGCACAGAAAGUACCCCUGGUCGACCUGCCCAACUACUUGCCCCCCUCUCCUUCCAGAAUCCGGUCUACCAGAUGGCGGCCUGCCUGCCCGUGUCCCCGCGCGGAAUGACUGACUCGGGCUCAGAGUGCCACAGUUCUGUCAGUUCCCAUAGCAACAACGAGGACGGACCAGCAGGAGGGAAACACACCUUCUUGAAUCCCGGCGGUGGAGGAGGAGGAGGCGGCGGAGGUGGGGGCAGCAGCGGGGACGAGUACACCAGGCGUUCAGGGGACUUCAACCGGCGACAGCUGUCCCUCACAGAAACACCCCACCAGCCCACCGUCCCCAGACAGAACAGCGCCGGUCCGCAGCGGAGGAUAGACCAACCCCCACCGCAGAGCAUCACUCGAGGCCGCACACCCCCGAAUCUGCUCAACAGCGGACCCUACCCCCGGCCCUCCUCUGGCAGCAUGAUGACAUCAUCCCCCGAUUGGCCCGGCAGCGGGGCGCGGUUACGACAGCAGUCCUCUUCCUCCAAAGGUGACAGUCCUGAGACCAAGCAGAGGGCUCAGCAUAAACAGGCCCCCUCCCCAGUGAACCCCAGUGCGCUGGACCGCACAGCAGCCUGGCUAUUGAAUAUGAAUGUGCAGUAUUUAGACCAUGAGGGGAUGGAGCCCGAGUCACUGAGAAACAGAGAGGAUCUGACUCAGGUGGAGAAGUACCAGCAGGAGAUCGCAGUUCUGCAGGAGAAGCUGCGAGCGUCGGUGCAGAAGCUGGAAGAGUACGAGGCCCGGCUGAAGGGUCAGGACGAACAGGCACAGAAGGUGCUGAUGGAGUACCAGGCCAGGCUGGAGGAGUCAGAGGAGCGCCUGCGCAGACAGCAGGACGACAAGGACCUCCAGAUGAAGGGCAUCAUCAGCAGGUUAAUGUCAGUGGAGGAGGAGCUCAAGAAGGAUCAUUCAGACAUGCAGGCGGUUGUAGACUCUAAACAGAAGAUCAUCGAUGCACAGGAGAAGCGCAUAGCGUCGCUGGAUGCAGCCAAUGCCCGUCUGAUGAGCGCUCUGACCCAGCUGAAGGAACGCUACAGCAUGCAGACCCGCAACGGCAUCUCCCCCACCAACCCCACCAAAUUGCAGAUUACUGAGAACGGAGAGUUCAGGAACAGCAGUAACUGCUAGACAGACUGGUAUCUGCCCCGAGUGAUUGUUGAGUGCCUGCGAGUGUACAGUUAUUCAGUGAGAGGACGUCUCCGUGCAUGCAUGGAUGCAUGCCUGUUUGACAGACUGCAAGGGUGUGCGUGUGUUUUUAAAAGCAGACAGUACUUUUAGAGGACAUUUCCACUUUUUGGACACAGUGUAGGAGAAAGGACAUCGCUCUGAGUGGCCAGCCAGAAGAGGCGGGACUGCAGCGUGAUGGACAGAUCACCAAGAAAACAAGAUCACCAGACGGCCUUCAUUAUCAGGGUGGCGGCCAGAGGAGGCGGGGCGGAGCUUGUACAUAUGAAACUCAAAGCUGUCCAUCAGUCAAACACUUUGCCAGCGGAUGUGUGCAGUCGCUGGGACAAUUCAAACCCUGCCUACACCUGGGACAAACCACUAUGUAACCACACACGGUGAUGACCGCUAGACACGGUCGCCCUAGCAACCCUCCUCUCCUCCUCUUCUCUCUUUAAUCCACUCCCUCUUGAUGACCAAGUGGACGCACUUAAAAACAAUAACACGCAUUGAGGAUUAUCACUUCAGUUUUCUUGAGAGGAUUACUUUCUAGUGCUUUAUUUUAAAGUCACUGUUUAUAAAGAACCAAAUAGGAGCUAAAAAUAGAUAUUUUUAGUCUAAAACAAUCUUCUUUAUUUCCCUUCUCACUCCUUGGGUGUGUUCCUGAGCGUCCCGCUGACCCCAUGUCCCCCCCACCAUCCCUAUGUAGUGCACUUUGUGAAAAGCUAUUGGUACAUGAAACGCCUUAAGUAAGGAACACACCUUGACUUUAUCCCACAGCUCCCCUAUUUCUGCAAAAAAAAAAAAAAGAAGGCACAACUUAUACUGUGGAUUUGUAAAGGAUACAAAAAUAAAUUGUACACACUUAAAUGUAUUAUGAAUACUAAAGUAAAUGAAUUCUAUGUGAUACUAUAUUAAUGAAAUUUAAUAUAGAUGUAUGCAUUUUUCUUUAUUUCUUCUAUAGAGUAUACACACAUAAACCUAUAUUUGAUAAUCUCAAAUAUAAAAGCAGCCCUUUAUUUAGGAGUGAGAUCUAGUUUUAUUUUUCUUCUCUAACGAUGAAAGACUGUAGUGUGUAGCUUGCUUUAGAGCCCUGGAGGAGGAGACCACACCGAGCAGUGAUCAGCACCGUCGCUUCAGUCAUCCCUUCAAACAUCCAAGAUGCUUAACCCUUUACAUACAGUAUGCACUACAGCUGAGAGGAAUGUCUGUACAGUAGUUUUGAGCAGCUUUGGCGUAGCUUGCACAGUCACGUGUUCGGUUCUCCUAAUGGUGUUCAUCACUGCUCCUAAAGACACAGAUCAGUUAAACCCAGAUUUUAAUUUUGGGGUUGUGGUCUUCUUUCUCUAGUAGCACAAGAGCUAUUGAGAGACGUGUUUAAACACACUCACUCAUACUAUACACUGGACUGGUGAGCCAUUGUAAUAAUGGCCCCCUUAGUUACAACAUUUUCUCUCUUAACUGCUUUGUUUGUCAGUGGUAAUGAAGUAUGCUGCAUCCAAACUGUGACUCUAUUAAUCCUAGUGGCAUCAUUUCUCUCUCUCUUUUCUUCUCUUAGUCUCUUUUUCUUACUCACCUCCACCCUCUUUCAUCCCCCAUUCUUCUGAAUGUGAAGAUGCUGACUCACAGUUGGUCUUAACAUGGGGUUUAGUCCUUCUAAUCUCUCUUGUCAUUGCGCCAUCCCGUCUCAGCAUCUGUAUUUUGUAUAUUUUUGUAUCCAUUUUUCUUACCUGUAACAGAAUAUAUACAUCAAGUGUGAGGCUCUGCAUGCUUCAUCCUUGCUCUAGAGCCAAUGGUAGCGUCGGUAUCACCAUUUGUUUUCUUUAGUUGCCAAUUUGGUGAUGAUGGUGAUGAUGAUGAUGAUGAUGAUGAUGAUUGGCUUGCUGCAGACAUAUAUAGUGAACAUAUGAUAACUGAGUGUAUCAAGAGGCUGGACAGCCUGGGAAAGUGUAAAUAAAAUGCUUACAUUAUUUUUACCUAAUGUUAACAGAGCUUUUUGUAAAUGUAUCUUGUGCUCAAACUCUGCUGUAUCAUUAUGGAUAUUGUAAAUACAAAAUAGCUUAGUCGGUCAUCUGUCCUCAUCGGGUAGAACUAUACAAUUAAAUUAACCUUUCAGUGUUCUCCCUGUUGAAGCUAUUGUUUUUGUAAUUAGAGUGUAAUAUCGCUAGCCAAAAAAACUGACUAAGUAGGAGUUCAACUCUUGGGAAGUCAUGGAGGAUGCCUAGUUGGUUUCAGGCCAAGCUGAGUCCAGUCUCGAUGAGAUUCACAAGCACAAUCCUGUAUUUCUCAUCAGUCUAGUUCUAUGCACUUUUACGUUCAGUGGUUGGUGUUUAUAAUUAGCUUUUUUCUAGCACAGCACCUGUUUCAGGUGUUUAAAAACGUGGCAAAGUUCAAAACCGAAGAAAGGGAUUUUUGGUAUAACUCAAUCUCAAAUUGUUAUAUCUGAUCAACAGAAGUAUUUACAGCUUUUUCCUGUUUGAAUAGAAACAAAUAGCCUCAGACUAAAGAAUCCUCUGGUAGCAAAAAAAUCAUAUAGGACUUUUCUCCUCCUCAUAUCUUACAGGCAUCCAGUCCUUAAACUAUAUUGUACGACUGCAGAUUAAAGUAGGAACAUGUUACUUUUGGUAGAAGAAAUAACACAUUCUUCUGCUUACAACGGUGGAAUUCAUAAGUAAUCAAAGACUCUGUCAUUCAGUUCAGUAAGCUACCUUGUACUCAGAGGUUUUGCUGCUAAAGCCUUACUAGGUCUGUUUUUACCAGUUGCUUUUGGUGGCACAUUACUGAUUCAGUUCACUGACUUUAUGACUUCUCCACAUGUGCAGUUGCAAUCGCCUAGCAUUUUAGCUAAAUGCAAAACUAUUGUUCACAGUCUUACUUGGUCUGUUAUGAUCAGUAGCUUUUGGUGCCUAAUGUUAGCAAAUGUUAACAAAUUUUGGGAAACUUUUGCUGUAAAAGGCACAUUGAUUCAGUUCAAUAACUUUAUGACUCCUCUCCACUUAUGCUAAUGUAAAAGCAGAACAGGUAUUUAGCAUCUAAAUUAGCAGCUAAAUUAAGUGAAUGCUAAACUAUUGUUAUCAUUUUUGCUAGCUAAACCAUUGGAAGUUUUGGUGCCAACAUUACAGCUUGACUUUGUUAUGACGAGUAUGGCACAUUACUACUCUGUUGACUCUCCACCCGCACUUCUGUUACAGUAGCUUAGCAUUACAGCUAAAUGCUAAACUAUUGUGUACAAUUUAGAAUUAAACUUUAGUUCAACUAUUGUUUAGCUAACAGAAAUGUUUAACAAUAGUUUAGUAUUUUUGCUAGCUAAACAGUUGGAUGUUACGGCCUUACUUGGUCAAUUAUGACAAGUAGCUUUUGAUUGUCAAAUUUGAUUAGCAAAUGUUAGCAAAUUUUAGAUACAUUUUACUGUAUAACGCACAAUUACUGUUACAAUAACUAAUAACUAGUAUUUAUAUCUAAAUGCAAACUACUGUUCAGCUAAACAGUAAACUAUGGCUUAGCAUUUAGCUAAAACAGUACCAUGGUUUAGUAUGGCAGGAGCUUAGAGUUUAGCAGUGGUCGUGGUUCAGAAAAAGUUACAUAGUCUUGCUUUAAACUGCAGCGUACCAUAAUGAAAAUCAUGUAUGCUACAUCAAUACAUCUGGACAAAGUAAAAGACGCAUUCUUUUGUUUGGUUUCUAAUUUGACUUCUCAGCUAUCAUUUCAAUUACCCCAUCCACAUUCCCACAUCAGUUCUGUUUUAUGAGUCAGAAAACCAUGAGCUCACACUUCACACAGUUCAGCCAGUCCGACAAAAGAUCAAUCAAAACAUAAAGCUAUAAAUAAAGUAAAAGAUGUUGUAUGUUUUCUAUUAUCUUGUAGAAAAUACUUUUGUAAGUAUGUUGAAAGUAUAAAGUAUUUGCUGGAUUCUGCUUCCUUUGACGACAGUGACAAAACAAUAAUGUACAGAGGAAAUUGUGUUGACAAAAUGUGGCUGUGCAAUUUAUGUACAUUCGCAACUAGACCUAUUAAAGUUUUAUUUAGCUAUUUUAAAA
This is a messenger RNA of Seriola aureovittata, 7932 nucleotides long. It is a transcript of the gene dab2ipb, whose product is annotated as DAB2 interacting protein b. Gene Ontology annotation, biological process: regulation of GTPase activity. The record is from RefSeq and is a predicted model, not a curated record. NCBI's taxonomy places the organism in Eukaryota, Metazoa, Chordata, Actinopteri, Carangiformes, Carangidae. Bases 278 to 3859 code for a protein of 1193 amino acids. The transcript is spliced from 16 exons.